This is a messenger RNA of Paramecium sonneborni, 889 nucleotides long. The record is from the annotation of a GenBank genome assembly. Lineage: Eukaryota; Ciliophora; Oligohymenophorea; Peniculida; Parameciidae.
AUGAGAAGUAACAGCUAGUAAUAAUAAUCAACAUAAUAGUUAAAAGAAGUAUUUAAAUUUUAAUAUCAAGACAAUUCAUAAAUUACAAUAAAGAGAUGCUUCAUAUAGAUUGGAAAUUGCAAAGUUAAAAAAAUAAUUAAAUGAAAGAGAUCAUGAAUACAAAUUAGCUAUAGAUGAAUUGUAAGAAUUAAAAAGAAUUUAGCAAAGAGUAUUUGAUAAUUUAUAUUUUAAGGAUAAUCAAUAUAUUAUGAAAAUAGACAAUUAUGUUAUGAACUUAAAAUAAAAAUUGCAUAAAGCAAAUAUUAAAAUAGGUUCUCUUGAAUCAAAAUUAUCAUCAUCAAGAGCUAAAUAAAUAUCAUCAUAAGAAGAUAUUAUAAAUAAUAAUGAAACCUUUUAAACAGAAAUCUCACAAAUAUCAAAUCAUUAGCCUAUCAUUAAAUAAUAAUCAAAUCGUUCCAAUUAAACUUAUGCUUCAAAUAAACCAAAAUUAAUUUGUAAACCUGUUAAAUUUUAACUGCCAUACCCAAAUACAGGAUUUACAGAAAAUUAAGAUAUUAAUGAAAACUGUUCCUUUAUCAAACCAAGUCCAUUAUAAGAAUAAAUUUUGAAUAGAAUUCUAGAUGAUGAAGAGUUCUCUACAAAUUUAUCCUAAAAAUUAACUUAAUUCUAAAGUUAAUCUUUCAAUUCAUAAAAAAAUAAAACAUAACCAAUUACAUUCAUUUGUAAUUCUAGAUAGAGUAACUUUAGUUUUGCAAAUAGUGAAAAGAAACCAACAAAUUUAGAUAAAAUUGCAAAAGGAUCUAAUCGAUAGUGUAAUUAUUAUAUUAUAUAAAAAGAUCACUCUGUUUCAACAGAUGAUAAAGAGAAUACGCUCUAAUAUUUUAAUUGA